AGAGGCCAUGUUAUGAAGUAACAUUCAAUCUUAUAGGUAUUACAAACAUGUCGAGGUUAUUAAUUCUGAUUGUUUUUGUAUUAAAUUGUGAAGUUACAGUAUGUGGGGAAUGCACUGAUGGGUUUAUCAGGCACGGGGACUCGUGCUAUCACUUCAGUCGUGACACAGAAACCUGGUUUGAUGCCCUGAUUUCCUGUGAAAAGAUUUACGGUGGCCAUCUUGCCGAAAUAGCUGACGCGAAGGAGAACAUGUUUCUACUCAAAGAGGUUGCAGCCCUUGGAGACCGUUAUUGGAUAGGCGGUAGUGAUCUUCAGGUAGAUGGCGAGUGGAAAUGGUAUACGUCAAAUAGUGACAUCACGUAUAGCACGUGGUAUCCUGGAAACCCUAGUGGUGGCACGGAGGACUGCUUGGAAAUUGUGCAUGGCCCUCACGGAACAUCGUGGAAUGAUCUGACGUGUCAUACAUUCAUAAAAUAUAUAUGUGAAAAACCAGUAAACGAUGAACAGAUCGUAGUUAUGCCUGUGUUACCGGUGUUUAUGGCUCUUCUUGCCCUGUGCUGCCACACACCAGUACUAGGUCAAUGUGGUGAUGGGUUCAUCAAACAUGGUGAUUCAUGUUACCACUUCAGUCAUGAUACAGAAACAUGGCUAGAUGCCGAGAUUUCCUGUGAAAAACUCUACAGUGCUAAUCUUGCCGAAAUAACAGACGCCAGUGAAAACAAUUUUAUCAUAAAUGAAGUUAACUCCCUUGGUUUUCCUUACUGGGUUGGUGGAAAUGACCUUCAAGUCGAAGGUGAAUGGAAAUGGUUUACGUCCAAUGAAAAGGUCACAUACAGCACGUGGCACCCUGGUAACCCAAGCAAUAGCGGUGGUAAUGAAAAUUGCAUGGAGAUUCUUGACGGCGAUGGUUCUGGGCCAAAAAAACCUCUGUGGAAUGACAAGGUUUGCCAUGCUUUCCAGAGAUACAUUUGUCAGAAGACAGCGUAAGUUUUUUGUUUUUGU
This is a messenger RNA of Ruditapes philippinarum (Manila clam), 1001 nucleotides long. RefSeq names its product C-type mannose receptor 2-like. Bases 48 to 986 code for a protein of 312 amino acids. The record is from RefSeq and is a predicted model, not a curated record. NCBI's taxonomy places the organism in Eukaryota, Metazoa, Mollusca, Bivalvia, Venerida, Veneridae. Gene Ontology annotation, molecular function: signaling receptor activity. The transcript is spliced from 9 exons.